Messenger RNA from Astyanax mexicanus (Mexican tetra), 5152 nucleotides. RefSeq names its product GRB2 associated, regulator of MAPK1-like (gene garem2). NCBI's taxonomy places the organism in Eukaryota, Metazoa, Chordata, Actinopteri, Characiformes, Acestrorhamphidae. The record is from RefSeq and is a predicted model, not a curated record. The transcript has 7 exons. The coding region runs from base 596 to 3004 and encodes 802 amino acids.
AAAAGGAAGCGGGCCGUAGUUUGGACACCCCUGUUUUAAACCAUAGCUAAAUGUUUCCCCCACGAGGGCGUGGUCUUUCUCAGGUGAUGCAAAGCGCUGUUUCCACGAGGAGAAGCUACGGACCAAUCCCAGCGCAGGGGGCGGGGCUUUUCGGAAUACACAUGGGGAAAAGUGAUGAUGAGGAAAUGUCUCAUUCACUCAAAACUCAUUCAUAAUUCCAGCGUGUGAAAGGGUGGAGAGAUUUAACUGCAAGUUAAAGUUUCUCUGCAUUCUGAUUCCUUACUUUCUCUCAAUUUCUCAUGUGAUGAAAAACAGCUGAAAAAGGAAACAUCUCUCUUAUUUAUCUCUUAUUUCCCUUUCUUACUUUCCCAUCUCUCUCUCUCUCUCUCUCUCUCUGUCUCUCUCGGUGGGUCGGAAUAUGGGCGGGAACAAAAAAGGAAAAAAGCGCGUGAGGAAACAAGUCUUCUCUUCCUCCUCCUCCUCCUCCUCCUCCUCCUCUCCUCUCUCUGCAGUAUGGCUCUCUCCGGCGGCGGCUCCGCUGCUCUCGGUCUCUCCCCGGUUCUCCUCGCUCUGGACUCGGUAUGAGGGCUGAAGGAUGGAGCUGCUGGCGGAUCUCUCCUGGAGCUCGGUGGCGCUGCCCCUGGACGCCGUGGUGGCAAAGUUCCGGCUACCCGCGCUGGUCAGGCUAAGCCAAGGUGAAAAUGUGGAGGGAUUGUCUGAAGAGGAUGUAGUUCUGUUGCACUCGUGCAGGCAGUGGACCACUGUGACUGCACAUUCUUUGGAGGAGGGGCAUUAUGUCAUCGGACCCAAGAUUGACAUCCCAUUGCAGUACCAAGGAAAGUUUAAGCUGUUGGAUCAGGACCGGGAUGUGCGAGAGCCUGUGCAGUAUUUUGCGAGUGUUGAGGAAGUUGCUGGAACUUUCCCUGAUCGAGUGUUCGUCGUGGAGCCCAUCACAUUCAGCAUGAAGGUGGUAUCGGGGGAGUUCAGUGAGGACAGCGAGGUGUAUAACUUCUCUCUGCAGGCGGGUGAUGAGCUGACUCUGAUGGGCCAGGCUGAGCUGCUCUGUGUACAAUCCCCUCGUGAGAAGUCACGCCUGGCUGCCUUACUGCGCCGACUGGGGAAGGCGGGCGGGGCCCUGGGUCGCCCCACCCGUGCUAAGGUGCCCUGCCUGAUCUGCAUGAACCACCGGACCAACGAGAGUGUGAGCCUGCCGUUUGGUUGCCGUGGCCGUUUCUGCACACGAUCGCCUCAGGAGCUGCGGAUGCAGUCGGGUGAGCACACGGUCCGCAGUAUUGUGGAGCGAGUCAGGCUUCCCGUCAACGUAGCAGUGCCAUCCCGGCCGCCGCGGAACCCCUACGACCAGCACUGCGUUCGAGAGGGGCAGCGCUACAAGCUGUUGGGCAUUAUCAGCAAGACGGUGGUUUUGUGCUGCGUCCUGCGCAAGGAGGAAGUGGUCCCCUCCCACUUUCUGCUUCUGGCCGACAUGCCACGGUUCUCCCUGCCGGAUGGCCUGCUGCGCACUGACCCUGUCUACCAGCAGGCGGUGCUGCAGAGCGCGAUCCGCUGCCAAGACAUGUUCGAUCCAGAUGAUUACUCGAGAGCCGUGAGGGAGGUGAAGACAGACUUCAUGGAAGAGUGCCUGAGUCCGAGAAGAAUACGGGUGUGCGUCCAGGGCUAUGGACGCAACGAUUUAGGACAGUCGCUGCAGAGGCUUUCCCUGUGUGUUUACGGGGGAGGGACCAUCACACACACGCUAUCGCAGGGCUGCAGAGACUCGCUGAGCAACACGCACACCUCUCCAAGCGAAGGGGAGGGGGAGGAGCGUGAGUAUGUCACUCCCGAUUGGUCCACAGAGACACAGGAGAUCCCAUACGAGGAGCUUUGGACCAAUCAGAGUGGAGGAAGCUAUGGAGAGAUUCCGGAAAGCACGGUGAAGGUAGAGCACAACCUCAUUUCCUUCCACUCCACCUCAUCGUUGGAUGGUACUGCCGGAUCCGCUCAAGUGGCCACGGUGCAGAUGGAGGCGGGCCGGGUGGCAACUCCACCCCCCGUCCCACCCAAAUCAGAAGCUGUGAAGGAGGAGUGUCGCUUUUUGAAUGCGCCCCCUGUACCGCCUCGCUGCGCUAAAGGAGGAGGACCCAUACCAAGCCCACCAGUCCCGCCCCGUUUCCCUAAAGCACCGCCCACAAGCACUCGCAGCCCAAACCUGUCUUAUUACUCCUCAGGCCUGCAGGAGAAUUCAGCUCCUCGUAGUGACAAUAGCUCUCCGUCUCCGGACUCCUACUCCCUGUAUUGUUAUCCCUGCACAUGGGCCGACUGCGUGACCUCCGACUCCUCAGCAUCCCCUGACCCCAGUCAGCCAGCACAAGCCUGUUGGUCCCACCCCCGAGGAGGCGGGGCCUUCACCUCAAGCGUUCUAAACACACCUCUCCUCAGCACUGACUCUGUGCAGAAAAACUACUCCACCUGUCCACGGCCCCGCCCACAGGCCCAGAACCGCUUUGCUCCAUUUGGCGCUUUGAACCCUUUUGCUAAUCCUGGACACGCCCACAGCUCCUCCGACUGGCUGCCCACUGGUCGAAACUCACCUGUCCUGACACCUGACCUCAGUGGCUCCUCCCCUAAGGAGCCUGCAGCCAGUCAGGAAAGCUCAGAGGCGAGUCCAGCUCCACCGGCUAGACCAACGCAGAGCUCAGAGGACGAGGCCAUGGCCCUUAGCCCCGCUUCUGGGUCUGCUGCCAUGGCCAAGGGAGCAGAGGGCGGGGCUACGUCAUCGUGGCGACCACCGGCAGACCUCUGCUGGCUCUCGGUGGAGGAGGUGUCGGCCAGCCUGCGGUUCAUCGGGCUGUCCGACGACGUGAUUGGCCUUUUCAGCAGAGAACGGAUCGACGGAUCGAUCUUCACGCAGCUUUCGGAGGAGAUACUGUCCGAAGAUUUCAACCUCACCAAACUGCAGGUCAAAAAGAUCCUGCAGUUCAUUAAGGGCUGGAGGCCCAAGAUAUGAGCCUUCACCUGCACACAUACUGUGAACCGUACACAAAUGAAGAAUCCAGGAGGUACAAUAGUGUUGAACAGAAGUAGCACAAUUGUGUGUGUGUGUGUGUGUGUGUGUGUGAGAGAGAGAGAGAGAGAAAGAGAGAGAGAGAAAAUGGGGACUGUCUAAUAAUAUGCAUUCUUACUAGGGCUUGUACGUCCAGAAACGUUCAUUAUUUGACAUCAGUAAAACGUAUUUUUAUUAGUAGUACUUGCUACAUUAUUUUAAGGGGGCUACACAGCAGUAUUUGUGUGGUGCAAUUUCAGCAGCAUUUAUUUAUUUCUGCUCUACUGCAGCUGGAUAUCUGGGUAGGUACUGUAAUGUAAUGUGUGGGAUCUGAUUGGUCAUUUGGUUCAGGAUUAAUGAUGUGUGUAAUUUCCACAAAUUCCCACAGAAAAUUCCCACAUGACACCCUGCAUGUAAACUCAGUAACAGCAACCCAAUGGCUGUGUCUAUUAGUAUGGUUCAUUAGUUUAUUCCACAUAUUGAGAAACUAUUCAUUACUGAUUAAGUAGUAAUAUCAGACUGUAAAAAUACUGUUAACAAUACAGAUUCAUACUGGAUUAAAUUGAUCUGUAUAUGUGACCAUCAGACUGUAAAUACCACACUAGCACCUGAUUCUUUACAGAUUAAAAUUGCGAAAAACUAUUACUAUCUGAUUGUAAAAAAAACAUCACACUACAGUUUCACAUUGAAGUAAAUCACUGCAGCUAUUAGUGUCCCUUCAUAGCUAUUAGAUUUUAAAAAGUAAACACACUGCAAAUUCAUACUGGAUUAAGUCGCUUUACAACUAUUACUAUGACUGUAAAAACUAUGCAAAUUGCUGAUUAAUAAUGGAGCAUAAUUGUAAUGCAAAAUAUUAAUAUCAGACUGUACAAGCUAUGCACACUGCACAUCCAUACUGGAUUAAAUCAUUUCACCAUUAUUACGGUUAGACCAUCAUAAAACAAACCACACUACAGAUUCAUACUGCAUUAAAAUCACUUUACCAUUGUUAAAAAGCUUUACCAUUAAAAAGUUAACCACACUACAGAUUCAUACUGCAUUAAAAUCACUUUACCAUUGUUAAAAAGCUUUACCAUUAAAAAGUUAACCACACUACAGAUUCAUACUGGAUUAAAAGCACUCUACUAUUGUUACUAUUAGAACUUUAAAAACAAACCAACACUACACAUUUAUACUGGAUUCAAAUAACUGUACAAUUGUUACUAUUAGACCAUUAAAAAAACAAAGCACACUACAGAUUCAUACUAAAUUCAAAUCUUUCUACAAAUGUUACUAUUAGACCAUUAAAAAAAACACCUUACAGAUUCAUAUUGGAUUCAAAUGACUCUACAAUGGUUACUAUUAGACCAUUAAAAACAAAGCACACUACAGAUUCAUACUGAAUUCAAAUCACUCUACAAUUUGACUAUUACACAAUUAAAAAAAAACAAAGCACACUACAGAUUCAUACUGGAUUCAAAUCACUCUACAAUUGUUACUAUUAGACCAUUAAAAAUAAACCACACUACAGAUCCAUACUGGAUUCAAAUCUCUCUAUAAAUGUUACUAUUAGACCAUUAAAAACAAACCACCUUACAGAUUCAUACUGGAUUUAAAUGACUCUACAAUUGUUACUAUUAGACAAUUAAAAACAAAAGCACACUACAGAUUCAUACUGGAUUCAAAUCACUCUACAAUUGUUACUAUUAGACAAUUAAAAACAAAAGCACACUACAGAUUCAUACUGGAUACAAAUCUCUCUACAAAUGUUACCAUUAGACCAUUAAAAUCAAACCACAAUAUAGAUUCAUACUGGAUCCAAAUCUCUCUACAAAUGUUACUAUUAGACCAUUAAAAAAAAAGCACACUGCAGAUUCAUACUGGAUUCAAAUCUCUGUACAAAUGUUACUAUUAGACCAUUAAAAUCAAACCACACUACAGAUUCAUACUGGAUUCAAAUCUUUCUACAAAUGUUACUAUUAGACCAUUAAAAUCAAACCACAAUAUAGAUUCAUACUGGAUCCAAAUCUCUCUACAAAUGUUACUAUUAGACCAUUAAAAAAACAAAGCACACUUCAGAUUCAUACUGGAUUCAAAUCUCUCUACAAAUUAGACAUAUUAAACAUGCAAGCC